AUUGAUCAAAGAACAAAAAUUAACAUGGUAUGUGGAGAAAGUUAAAAGAAGUGUGUGGAUAGCAUCAAGCAAUUUGCCGCGCUCGCUCCCUCGAUGAAAGCAGGCAUCAUACGUAAUAUACGAAAGUUGGAAGACUGAAAGAGUGUAUGUGGAGGCCCAUUUGCAGCAGGCGCUUUGCGUUCUGCUGGUUGGGGUUUUGGGCUGCUGCGGCUGAUGCAGAGGGUUUUGGUUUCUCCUCGUCAUCAUCGUCCCAAGCUCAGAUUUGCUAUCUGCCAUUUACCGACUGCUGUCAAGUGUUGAAAAUGGCUCUGCAAACUACCACCGCACUUCCCUAUCUCUUCUCCUCACCAAAACCCAACAACAAAUUCUUCAUGCUCCUUUCGUUGUCUCCUCAUUCCCAGCAAACCCAAGCUAAUCACAACAGAGUAUGGAUGAACACCGCUGCGAGUGUCCCAACACAUGUCCAUAGCUUCAACUUUACUAGAUUGUAUGCUUCUAAAACGUAUAGCCAACAAGAGGGAGACUCUGAUGAUGAUGAUGAUGAUGAUGAACCUUCUUCCGGUAACAAAGAUGAUCCCUAUUUCAUGGGUUCUCAAGAGAGACGUGAAUGGAGAAACACAAUUAGACGAGUUUUGGAUACCAACCCCGCUGUUGAGGAGGAGUUAGACCCUAGUGAAAGGACAAAGAAGGUGCAACAACUUCUGGCCAAUUAUCCUCUUGUUGUAGAAGAGGAGGAUCCUGAAUGGCCUGAGGAUGCGGAUGGCCGCGGUUUCAAGUUGGAUCAAUUCUUUGACAAGAUUACCAUCAAGAAUACGCCAAAGAAGGAUGACGAUGAGAAUGAUGACAGCGACAGUGAAGUAGUGUGGCAAGAUGAUAACUACAUUCGUCCCAUUAAAGAUGUAUCAACUGCAGAAUGGGAAGAGACUGUUUUCAAGGACAUCAGCCCUUUGAUCAUUCUUGUACACAAUCGCUAUAGAAGACCAAAAGAGAACGAAAAAAUUCGGAAUGAACUGGAGAAGGCUAUACACAUCAUAUGGAACUGCAGGCUACCUUCACCAAGAUGUAUUGCAGUUGAUGCUGUUACUGAGCAUGAUUUGGUAUCUGCUCUCCAAGUGUCUGCCUUCCCUGAGAUCAUCUUCACUAAAGCUGGGAAGAUCUUAUAUCGUGAGAAAGAAAUUCGAAGUGGAGAUGAGUUGUCAAAGGUGAUGGCUUUCUUUUACUAUGGAGCAGCCAGACCACCUUGUUUGAAUGGCAUUGGAGAUAGGCAGGAAGCAAUUCCAUAUGUUCCCGUCAGCUCCCAACCAUAAUUUUGGUUGUUGGAAAGUUUUCCUCGUAACAGAUAUUCGGGCUAAAAGCCAUUUAGUUUGGAACUCCUACAAUAUUAAUACCAGGACAAGUAGGCACAGAGCAAGGCAAUGCCAAUACCUAUUCACGCUUGUAGCCGUAGCAUCUCUUCCUUGUCGCUCUCUCUUUCUCUGUGUAUAUAUUGUUGGUAAUUCCUAACAAGACAUUAUAUUGUUAUAUAUAACAACACUCUUUUCUUGUUCUUGAUGUUA
Molecule: messenger RNA, 1556 nt
Organism: Malus domestica (apple)
Lineage: Eukaryota; Viridiplantae; Streptophyta; Magnoliopsida; Rosales; Rosaceae
Product: thioredoxin-like fold domain-containing protein MRL7L, chloroplastic
Biological process (GO): chloroplast organization; regulation of DNA-templated transcription
Cellular component (GO): chloroplast stroma
Source: RefSeq, a predicted model, not a curated record